Messenger RNA from Musa acuminata subsp. malaccensis (wild Malaysian banana), 645 nucleotides. NCBI's taxonomy places the organism in Eukaryota, Viridiplantae, Streptophyta, Magnoliopsida, Zingiberales, Musaceae. The record is from RefSeq and is a predicted model, not a curated record.
CACCAUGUUUGACGCAUGCAUGCCCUUUUCUCCAAAUGCUGUGAGAGGUUCUCUAUAAAAUGGCCUGAUGCCUGGCCAAAUCCCUCAUCUCCGAUCCUCCAUUACUAGCUUACAGCUGAGUGCGAAGUGGUCGGUGUAGAAGAUGAGGAGCGGCGGCCUUGUGGUGACCUUCCUGGCCUUGGUGUUUCUUGUCAGCCUCUCCACUGCCCGUGUAGACCCUCACCUCCUCCUCCUCCUCCCCAGCCAAGGAAACGGAGAGGGAUUAGCGGGAGAGAAGCCAUGGGCGUGCUGCGACAUGUGCCUCUGUACGAGGUCGUUCCCGCCGCAGUGCCGGUGCACCGACGAGUUGAUCGGAGGCUGCCACCCCAACUGCAAGAACUGCCACUGCACCAGGUCGUUCCCGCCCAAAUGCUACUGCCGCGACAUCAUCUACGAGGACUGCGGCGACCGCUGCCACCCGUAGCAGUAUAUGGCUCUUGCGCCGCCCUCGCCGCCGCUGCUUGCCGAUGCAUGGAUUUGCUGGAAUAAGAGCGGAAACUGUUUGUAGUAUCUUCUCUCAGCCUGAUAUCGCUGGUCAUGGCCUUCGCUGUAAGCGUUAUCUGGCUGCUGAAUCAUCCUCGCAAGCUAGUGGUUUGGUGUUCUUAA